This is a messenger RNA of Penaeus vannamei (Pacific white shrimp), 1354 nucleotides long. Lineage: Eukaryota; Metazoa; Arthropoda; Malacostraca; Decapoda; Penaeidae. The record is from RefSeq and is a predicted model, not a curated record.
CCUGCUACGGGAGGAGGUAAAGAGUUCGGUGGAGAAGGCGCCCUGGCUAAGCCCUCAGGACAUGGCCGCCGCCCACGAUAAGCUGCGGAGCCUUGAGGCUGAGAUCGGCGCCUACGAUAAGCACUGGAAUCUCACCUUUGUUAACAUAUCUCAUGUCGGGAUUAACUUGAGCGAGGACAACUCAUUCCGGGACAAUGUGUUGGAAAUUUACCGAGUUUUGAGGACAGAACUUUAUUACCUGUAUAAGGAACCCGUCGAUCGCUUCUCCUUUAUUUGGAGUUUUACGGUCCAGCCAUACAUCGUGAACGCUUUUCAUAUGCAUUCUACCAAUACUAUAGUCUUCCCCGAGGCGUUCUUCCACUCCCCUUACUACACGAAGAAGGGGCCAGAGUACCUCAACUACGGGUCGGCCGCCACAGCUAUGGCUCAUGAAAUAUUCCACGGGAUGGAUUUCACAGGAACCCUCUUCGAUUCCCACGGGGAGAUGACACGUCCGUUCAGCAACGCAUCCCGGGAGCAUCUGAUGUCCACAGUGCGCUGUUACCACGACCUCCUCAACAACGCGUUCUAUGAGGAGGUGGCCGUAGAGGACGCUUUCAUCGCGAUGGAGAUCGACAGCAGCACGACCUUCAACGAGAACCUGGCAGACAUCGGUGGUAUCCGCCAUUCUUUCCGGGCGUACCAAACGUGGGAGAAAACCCACUACCAGGAACCUCGCCUCCCCGCCCUCCCCCUCUCCCCCCAUCAGCUCUUCUUCGUUUCAGCGGCUCAGCCAUAUUGCGCCGUCAUCCCAAAUCUUGCCAAAAUCUUGCUAAUGGAGCUGGACGAACAUCUUCCAAACGGUAUGAGAAUAAACGCUAUGAUGAUGAACACUCCAGAAUUCGCGCAAGCUUUCCAGUGCAAUAAAGGUUCGAGAAUGGUUGCCAAUAAAACGUGCCAUAUUUUCUAAAUGGUGUCAGAUGAGGUGGAAAUUGUUGAGUUUCUGUCAUGUAUGAUGCUUUGGGACAAUAUUCCUUGCGAGUUAAAGUGCAGUUCAAACAUUGUCAUUUCGUCAUUAAGUACUUCCCAUGUCGAGGAUAAAUGUAAAGUUUUUAUUUUUUUAUUUUUUUUUAUUUUUUAAUCAGGUGAUUUUUUUCUGAUAUAAAGAAAAUAAGGCGAUGAUUAUUUUUUAAAUUGUUUAGUUGUUUUCUUAUGUCAAUAAGUUUUCCACCUACUAGUAUCAUAUAUUUCAGUCUCUAUUCUUGUCUGACACAAACAGGGUAGUCAUUUCGUACCAAAAUUGUGUAAUUAGAUUUCUGUGGAAUGUCUAUGUUCCUUUGUAUACAAAUAAACCUCACACGGUUAUAUAUAUAUA